Molecule: messenger RNA, 1545 nt
Organism: Saccharomyces kudriavzevii IFO 1802
Lineage: Eukaryota; Fungi; Ascomycota; Saccharomycetes; Saccharomycetales; Saccharomycetaceae
Gene: CDC6
Product: AAA family ATPase CDC6
Exons: 1
Coding region: 1-1545 (514 amino acids)
Biological process (GO): cell division; mitotic DNA replication checkpoint signaling; DNA replication initiation
Cellular component (GO): nucleus
Molecular function (GO): DNA replication origin binding; ATP hydrolysis activity
Source: RefSeq, a predicted model, not a curated record
AUGUCAGCUAUACCCAUAACUCCAACUAAGCGUAUCCGCAGAAAUCUAUUUAGCGAUGCCCCAGCAACACCUCCACGGCCUUUGAAAAGAAAGAAGUUGCAGUUCGCGGACGUCACGCCAGCAUCGUCUCCAGAAAAGCUACAGUUUGGUCCGCAGUCGAUAUACCUAAGGACUAAGGCACUUUUGCAGAAGUCAUCUGAGUUGGUCACCUUGAAUAGUACCGACGGUGCAUUGCCAGCUAGGACCAUAGAACACGAACAGAUUAUGGAUUUUCUGGCGAAAUCCAUCUCUGAACACAAGUCCGAUUCACUGUACAUCACGGGCCCGCCAGGCACUGGCAAGACUGCCCAACUGGAUAUGAUUAUCAAGCAGAAGUUCCAGCCACUGGCACUUUCAUUAUCAAUGGCAAGAUUGAGCCAUCCGCAGAGACAUACGAACCCGCACCUGCAGAACCUGUCUUGGUUUGAACUGCCUGAUGGUAGGCUAGAAUCCGUGGCGGUAACCAGCAUCAACUGUAUAUCUUUAAGUGAGCCGUCUUCCAUUUUUCAGAAAAUUUUCGAUUCUUUCCAAGAGUUGAAUGCCCCCACUGUACAAAUAAAAAGCAUGCAGCAUUUACAAAGGUUUCUGGAAAUUUAUCACAAGAAGACCACAUUCGUGGUCGUGUUGGAUGAAAUGGAUAGGCUAUUGCAUGCCAACACAAAUGAGACUCAGUCGGUUAAAACCAUUCUCGAGCUGUUUCUUUUGGCGAAAUUGCCCACCGUGAGCUUUGUGCUGGUAGGUAUGGCCAAUAGUUUGGAUAUGAAAGACAGGUUUCUUUCCAGGCUAAAUCUGAAUAGGGAUUUGCUGCCACGAACUAUAGUUUUCCAGCCAUACACCGCCGAGCAAAUGUAUGAAAUCAUUUUACAAAAAUUAGGCAGCCUACCGACUAUUAUAUUCCAGCCAAUGGCCAUCAAGUUUGCGGCAAAGAAAUGCGCCGGUAACACAGGUGACUUGAGAAAGCUUUUUGAUGUCUUGAGAGGAAGUGUUGAGGUUUACGAGUUGGAAAGCCGGAUGCUGCUUUCACCGACGAACAAGUCCAUGGCACAUGCUGCGAAAGUGCCCUUGACACCAACGAAUUCGCCGGUAAAACAACCAUCGCCUCAGCCACAAAGAAAGGUAGGCUUGAACCAUAUAGCCAAAGUAUUCACCAAAUUCAUGAACAAUAACUCCACGAGAACGAGAAUAACCAAACUGAAUAUCCAACAAAAAUUAAUACUUUGUACCAUCAUCCAAUCUCUAAAGCUAAAUUCCGAUGCCACAAUCGACGAAUCCUUUGAUCAUUACGUUAAAGCUAUAACCAAAACAGACACUCUGGCUCCAUUGCAAAGGAACGAAUUUUUGGAAAUUUGCACAAUUUUGGAAACUUGUGGGCUGGUCUCAAUCAAAAAGACAAAAUGCAAGGGGAAAACUAAAAGACUGGUUGAUAAGAUUAAUGUUGAUCUCGACAUGCGGGAAUUCUACGAUGAAAUGACAAAAAUCUCAAUUUUGAAACCUUUUCUCCACUAA